Messenger RNA from Trichoplax adhaerens, 930 nucleotides. RefSeq lists its product as uncharacterized. The transcript has 3 exons. Gene Ontology annotation, biological process: sphingolipid biosynthetic process; inositol phosphoceramide metabolic process. Gene Ontology annotation, cellular component: inositol phosphoceramide synthase complex. Lineage: Eukaryota; Metazoa; Placozoa; Uniplacotomia; Trichoplacea; Trichoplacidae. Gene Ontology annotation, molecular function: inositol phosphoceramide synthase activity. The coding region runs from base 1 to 930 and encodes 309 amino acids. The record is from RefSeq and is a predicted model, not a curated record.
AUGGCUUCGUUACUUCUCUGCGAAGACAAACGAAUUUAUCAGAGUCAUCAGGUAUAUAAAGAAAAGAAAAAUCCGAAGCAAAAUCAGUCCAAUCGUUUCUAUCAGACAGACUUGAUUAAAGAUAAUCAGCUGACUCUAUGUCAUCAUUGGCUCAAAAUGAAGGAAGAUAUUCAACUCAUGCUUACUGCUGUGCUAGCUUGCUUGCCAUCUGUUUUGUAUAUCUACUGCUAUACUAACUAUCAUCAGCUGAAAGAACUAUGUAGCACAGUAUUUCCAUUAGAGCCGGAUAUAUCCCUUCUUCCGACUAUGGAUAAAGAACUCUUUGGCCUCUUACCUCAUAAAUGGAUUUCUUCGAUAGCUCAUCCAUUACUUGAUAUCACAGCAGCCGUGCCUUACAUUCUCCACUUUAUUUUACCUAUAAUUUCUUCUUUCUAUAUUUAUGCUACAGCCGGGGAAAAAAGAAUUACAGUGAUAUUAAAACUAAUAUGGUGUGGUGGUUGGGUGAAUAUGUUUGCUUUUACAAUACAGUUCAUGUAUCCUACCGCACCUCCUUGGUUUGUUGAAACUCACAACUCGAAAAACGCUAAUGUGCUAUUAAUAGCUGCAAAUGAAGCCGCAUUAAGUCGAGUGGAUGAUCUCCUCGGUAUAACUACGUUUCAUCGCAUAUAUUCGACAGCAACUAUUACCUUUGGCGCUAUGCCAUCUUUACAUGUUGCGUGGCCGGUAGUGAUAUUAUUUAUAUAUCCGAUUAAAAGCUUUGGCUGCACUUUAUUUUAUAUUACUUGGAUUAGUUGGGCUGCAUUAUAUUCAUUACAUCAUUACGCUGUCGAUAUCAUUGCAGCAGCUUUAAUUGUAUGUGUCGUUCAUUCUAUUUUUAUACGUUCUUGGUGUCCAUUUAACCUACGGUCUCAUUAUAAUUAUCAGCAGUAA